Scomber japonicus (chub mackerel) is the source of this 4782-nucleotide messenger RNA. It is a transcript of the gene topbp1, whose product is annotated as DNA topoisomerase II binding protein 1. Lineage: Eukaryota; Metazoa; Chordata; Actinopteri; Scombriformes; Scombridae. The record is from RefSeq and is a predicted model, not a curated record. Bases 235 to 4773 code for a protein of 1512 amino acids. The transcript is spliced from 28 exons. Gene Ontology annotation, biological process: mitotic DNA replication checkpoint signaling; DNA replication initiation; mitotic G2 DNA damage checkpoint signaling.
UUGAGGCGUUAUUUGUGCUUUGUAUGCUAGCUUACCGGUUAAACUGCCAUUCAAGUGAAGUUACGCAAAGUUAGCGCAGGUUGUUUAACACUAAAAAACAGCGAUUGACAAACUGUUAUAGUUUUUAUUGAUAAGGAAUAAUAACAUCAGCUCCCCCAUGAGUAGUCCGAGUUUAUAUUUAUUGCUGUCAAAGUAAACCUUGUCUGUUUGAGUGCAUCAAAAAGGAGGUUGAAAAUGUCUAAAGCAGACAAUGAAGGCUUCAUUGUGAAGUUUGUGGAAAGUCAGGGAAAGAAAACAGAGUAUGCUGCCAAGGCGUAUGAGGCCAUUUUGGAGCUACAGUCUGAAAAGCACUUGAAGACCAUCGAUGAGGAUGCUGUGUUAGAGAUGAACCAGAAGGACAGGUCUUUGUUCGUCUUCAACAGCUUCACAACUCCAGCGUUUCUGCACUGCAAGAAGCUUGGCUGCCGGGUGGUGAGUCCGUUGGUGGUGUUGUACUGCCUGCAGCAGCAGCGUUGUGUCCCCAAAGCGGAGACGCCGGUCUAUAACAUGGCCAUGGCUGACAUCACUAUCUCCUGCACCAGCCUGGAUAAAACAACACGGGUAGAGAUGAUGGAUCUGGUGAAGCUCAUGGGCGGACGGGUCUAUCUUGACCUAAAUGUGUCUGUCACACACCUGAUAGCAGGAGAGGUGGGCAGCAAGAAGUACCUGGUGGCUGCCAGCCUGAGUAAACCCAUCCUGCUGCCCACAUGGGUCAAAGCCUGCUGGGAGAGAUCUCAGGACAGUCUCUUCAGGUACACAGACCUGCCCAUGGAGGACUACCUGUGCCCCGUGCUGCGUGGCUGCACUGUUUGUGUGACCGGCCUCUCCAGCACGGAGCGUAAAGAGGUGCAGCGGCUCUGUGAGCAGCACGGAGCCACCUACACCGGACAGCUCAAAAUGAACGAGUGUACACACCUCAUCGUUAGUGAACCAACAGGUCAGAAGUACGAGUGUGCUCGGAAGUGGAACGUGUAUUGCGUGUCUCUGCACUGGCUGUUCGACAGCAUAGAGAAGGGUUUCUGUCAGGAUGAGAGCAGGUACACCGUGGAGCGUAACGCAUCUAAAAGCACCCGACCGCACACUUCUACCCCAACUGGCAUCGGCAAGAAGGACGAGGGUUCGUCUUUGUUGGGCUUGAGUCACAUUUCUGUGAACGCUAGCAUGACAAUAAACGACACAGCUCUCACAAACGGCACCAUCAGCCGCCUGGAAACUCCAGACCCCAUAGACCGUCUGGACCUCUCUGUCUGCCCAGCUGAUGAUGUACUGGAUGGCUGUAAGCUGUAUCUGUGUGGCCUGCCGGGGAAGAAACUAGAGAAGCUUCGGCGUCUCGUGAACACCGCGGGAGGUUUACGCUUCAACCAGCCCAGUGAGGAGCUCACACACGUGGUGAUGGGAGAGCUGGACCAGGAGCUCAAGAAUUUUCUGUCCAAAGCAACUCACAGACCUCAUGUGGUGACGGUGCAGUGGCUGCUGGACAGCUUCUCCAAAGGAUGUCUCCCCCCAGAAGCAGACUACUUUCACCCUGACUGUCUACCUCCUGCUCCGGCUGCUGUAUCCGUGCCGGCUCAUCACACCCCGGUGUCCCGGCCCUCUGUCGGUCCCCCCGCGGCCAGUCCCAGCACUCCUGGGCAAAAAAGAGCAGAGGAGGAUCUGCUCUCACAGUACAUGGAUGAUGACCCUACAGUAGUUGACAUGCUGCCACCAGCAGAGGGCAACAGCAGGAUGUCUUUCAGUGCAGCUGCAGAGCCUCAGCCUCACCUAUCAAACCAGACCAGAGGAGCAGAGCCGGACUCGACCUUACAUGAAUCCAGCGAGGCCGGCCUGUUUGCCGGUAAACGUUUCCUGCUCGUUGGAUUUGGCUCUGAAGCCGAGGCUCAGCUCUCACAACUGGUGACAGAAAACGGAGGCAGGAUGCUGACGGGGCGGACACGCGUAGUGGCCGAUUACGCCGUGGUGCCACUGCUGGGCUGUUCAGUGGAGGCCACAGUGGACGAGGUGGUCACCGAUACCUGGCUGGCCAUGUGCGUUGAGAAGGAGUGUGUCCUGCAGCUUUCCUUCAACCCUCUGUUCACUCCUGUUCCCGUGAUGGACGGUCGUUUUCCUCUCAAGAAUUGUGUUCUCUCGGUCAGCCAGUUCACCGGAGCAGAGAGGGAGUCUUUAGUGGAGCUGGCCAAGCAUCUCGGAGCCAAUGUCCAGGAUUACUUUGUGCGCCUGGCCAACCAGAAGAAAGGCAUGUUGGCCUCUACUCAUCUGGUGCUGCAAUGUCCCGAUGGCACCAAGUACCAGGCGGCAAAGAAAUGGGGGCUUCCGGCCGUCACCAUGCACUGGAUACUGGAGUCUGCAAGAAGCGGGCAGAGAGCGGCGGAGGAGCGUUUCCUAGUCGACCUGCCACCUUCACCAGAGAGGGAGGAUGAGAGUUUUGUCGGCGGUUCUCAGAGGACUAUCAUGCCUCCACCGGCACGUUCCUCUCCGGAAAUCCCUCUGCUGGGUUUCCAGAGCGGGAAGGCCGUCACCCCGCUGGAUUUAGGUCGCUUUCAGAGCAAAGUGUUUCACUCUGCGCUCAAAAAGGUGAAGCCCAAAGAAGACAUUACCACCCCUAAACAUAACCAGGACGGGGGAAGAAGGAACCCCCUGCAGAAGGAGCCUUCUCUACAGCUGGACACCCCCUCUCGGUUCCUCAGCAGAGACCAGCUUUUCAGGCCCUCGUUCAGCGUCGAGGAUGCACUGGGAGCGCUGGAGACUCCAGGUGGGAAAUCUAAGCCAGGAGAAAAGGUGGAGACUCCGCUGACGGAUCUUGUCAACAGGAACCUGAAGGUGGCUUUGGCCAACAGCACUCGCAGUACUGUCUCAGAUAUGCAAGCUGUGUCCGCCAGCCCCCAGCUGAAAGAGACAGUUGAGAAGAAGGUCCCAGAAAAGGAAGCCGCCCCCCUCACUGGUGUCGUGAUCUGUGUGGGAAAGAAGCUGAGCAAGAUGCAGAGUGAACUAAAUGCAAUCGCUGCCUCGCUCGGAGCUGAUUUCAGGUGGGCUUGUGAUGAUACAGUGACCCACUACAUCUACCAGGGCCGUGUGGGAGACAACACCCGGGAGUACAGAGGAGUGAAGGAAAGAGGACUGCAUGUGGUCUCCCAGUGCUGGCUGCAGGCAUGUGCUGAUGAGCAGAGGCGUGUCCCAGAGUCUCUGUAUCCUUUCACCUACAACCCCAAAAUGAGCCUGAACCUGAGCCAGGUGCCCAGCUGCUCUCAGAGGUCUCCGCCUUUAACACGGACACAGCGUGCCACUGAAGCCAUGGACAAGGUAGGAGGUCUCAACACCACAGCAGAAUCUACUAACUUACGUCGUGUGAGCGAUGGAAGCACCGACCAAGAAGAUCCUACAGAAACAAGCGAUAUUUCAGAGACUCUAGAGAUGAGAGAGAACCUGCACCGACAGCUCCAGGAGAUCAUGUCAGCCACCAAGCUCACAACAGGUAGGCGUUCUUCAGUCCGACUCAGCAGGAUGGGAUCGGGAGGGGCCGACACGGGGCCCAACACACCCGACGGGAGCCGAGUCGGACGCAGCGGGAGCCGACGUACUCUGGAAGCUUUGAGGAUGUCCAGAGAAGCAGCGAUGGACUUAAACACGGAGCCGUCCCAGAGCGAGCAGAUCGUUUGGGAUGAUCCGACAGCCAGAGAGGAGAGGGCCAAGCUCGCUGAUAAUUUACAGUGGCCCGGGAGUCCCUCGCAGCACUCGGAGACCCUCGCACCACUGCCUCCCCCCACCGCGGAAAACGGCCAACAGUACAGAGACUCCAUGACCGACUCUGAGCUGGUGGAGAUGGCCGCUUGUGAUGUCAUCGCUCAGCAAAUGGGCCAGAGGGUUAAAUCUCCUUUAUCAGAGGAGCCUGAUAACGACAUCCUCACUCCUAAAGCCCCCAGCAUCGCCUUCCCUCUCGCCAACCCGCCCGUAGCUCCGGAGCCGCAGGAGGAGCACGAGGAAGAAAAGCAGCCGCCCAGAUUUCAGCUGUCCUCCCUCAGCCCUCAGGAGCGCAUUGAUUACAGUGACCUCAUCGAGCAGCUCGGCGGAGUCGUCCUGGACAAGCAGUCUUUUGACCCCAGCUGCUCCCACAUCAUCGUAGGGACGCCCCUGCGGAACGAGAAGUACCUGGCAGCCAUGGCGGCCGGCAAAUGGAUCCUGCACCGCUCGUACCUGGAGGCCUGCCGCUCUGUGGAUCGCUUCAUCCAGGAGGAUGAGUACGAGUGGGGCAGCAGCUCCAUCCUGGACGCGUUGCCCUCCAUCACCUCCCAGCAGAGGAGGCUGGCGUCUGCUGCCAUGCGCUGGAGGAAAACCCUGCAGGGGGGCCGAGACCAGGGGGGAGCCUUCAGUGGAUGGAUCGUCAUGUUGAACAUCGACCAGAACAGAGAGUCGGGCUUCAGGCGGUUGCUGCAGUCCGGCGGGGCGAAGGUGCUGCCCAGUCCGUCUCCGUCUUUAUACAAAGAGGCCACUCACGUGUUUGCAGACUUCACUCGGCUGAAACCCGGAGACUUCAGAGUCGACCUGUCGGAGGCCACCGCCCAGGGAGUCACAUGCCUGAAGCCGGAGUACAUCGCUGACUACCUCAUGCAGGAGCCGAUCCCUCCUCUUGAGCCGUAUUACCUGACCGAAGCUCCCUCUGAAGAAGCUCCGAGCACUCCGUCACGUAAACGUAAAGCCGCAGCCGAAACCUCCAGACUGAAAAAGACUCGUCUGAACUGAAACAUUAAA